Messenger RNA from Entrophospora sp. SA101, 510 nucleotides. The record is from the annotation of a GenBank genome assembly. NCBI's taxonomy places the organism in Eukaryota, Fungi, Glomeromycota, Glomeromycetes, Entrophosporales, Entrophosporaceae.
AUGGGUGUGUCUGUAUCAAAAACUUUAGCCAAGAUCUUUGGCAAUAAAGAAAUGCGUAUUUUAAUGCUUGGUCUAGAUGCGGCAGGAAAAACAAUGACGACUAUUCCAACUGUUGGCUUUAACGUGGAAACAGUUACAUAUAAAAAUGUUAAAUUUAAUGUUUGGGAUGUAGGUGGUCAAGAUAAGAUUCGACCAUUGUGGCGUCAUUAUUAUACAGGAACUCAAGGACUUAUAUUUGUGGUAGAUUCACAAGAUCGUGAUCGAAUUGAUGAAGCUAAACAAGAAUUGCAUCGAAUUCUUUCUGAUCGUGAAAUGAAAGAUUGUUUAUUAUUGGUAUUCGCCAAUAAACAAGAUUUACCAACCGCAAUGUCACCUACUGAAGUAACUGAAAAAUUAGGAUUACACCGUAUGAAAGAUCGAGCCUGGUAUGUUCAUCCUUCAUGUGCUACAACUGGAGAAGGUCUUUUUGAAGGAUUGAAUUGGUUAAGUCAGAAUACUAAGAUGAAAUAA